AUCACCGGGGCAACACAGGGUUUCAAAGGUUCCCCACCCCAACGUCCUGCCUCUGUUCCGCACGAUUGAAAUGCUCCAAAAGUCGAACAAACCCACUCUCAAAGCCCCAGUACUCGCACCGGUACCGUGAUUGCUCAGAUUGAGAGCAUAUCUCGGCCUCAAUACAAAUACCACGGCCUCCACCGUUUCCAGACCAUCCACCAUACGUACAUUGGCCCCGGCGAUUCCAUAGUGGGUAUUAUAGUCGCUCGCCUCCAGCGAUGUCCAUCCAGUUGCCCCUCCAUCUAGCCCUUCUCCUCGUGCCCUAUUUGGAUCCCCCAGACAUAGCCCGUGCUCGGCGAGUAUGCAAGGUAUGCCGCCUACACCCCCACCCCACUUUACACCUCCUUAUCGCAGCGCUGACAAGAGCUCGUUGAACAACAAAAAAAGUCAUGGCAUCCGGUAUUCUCAUCAAACGCCCUCGCCCGAGCAACACUACGAGUUCACUACCCUCUCUGUUACGAGAUUCGUGCACCCUCGCGUCCCAUCGACUCGUCAGUCCUCAACCGUGUCGGAAAGCGUUACGCUGCUCUCAAGUCUGGACUUCCUCAGCAAGAGCUUCGCAUCCCAAUCAGAAAAACCCGCAGAAAUAAUUGCGUCUGGACAUUUUCCGAGAAUCUCAUUGUCGCCCAAACUGGCCAUCAUCCGACCAUUCAGUUGACACUGAUCUACCUGGACGCUUCCGGGGACACGAGACGCAUACGAAAUGGGAGGGCGACGAUAGAUGCCGCAGGGGAGACGUCAGUUACUGUCAAGGUCUGUUUCACCCCUUCCUCUCAAUCCACUGCGAUAUGUUGUUGACAUCCCCUGAGGUUUGCCGAGAUGUUCUAGCAGUCGAAAGAUCCGAGGAACGAGUAACAAACCCGGGUCGCUCCAAUUGGGUUGCCAUCGUCAACUUCUUCAGGCUCUCGCUCGAAGGAGAAGAUGCAAUCGCAGCCACACAUAUAUCCACAAUCAAUACCUUCGAGUUUACAUACAUUGACUACUCCCACCAAAUCACGAGCGAUCAUUCCGGAAAAUAUUACGCUGCAUACUCGAGAGCAGAGGCCUCCCGUAGCGGUGGCAUGCUCUGUGUUUGGGAUAUUGAGACGGGUGGAAUGGUUCGGCGUGUUCCAGCUGCGUCCCUGGCCGGAAUAGUCAUGAUCACAGACGUGGUUGUCGCUGCAAAACAUGGAUCGAGGGGCCAGCAACACGUGGUAGUUGCUGGGAAUGAUAAGCGCAACAACAACGCAAACCGCUGGGGAAGAUUCCCAGGGGAGUGGGGGUAUCUCUCCAGCUUCAAAGCUUUCCCCAUCGAGGAUGGUUCCAAAGAAGCGGAAUGGAGUGGGUUUGUUGGAAGAACCAAAGCAGCAGCCCCCCGUGAAUCGAACAUUCUGGCUGCUACAUUCAAGAUACCUCGCUUCCCCCACGCCAUUUCCCCAGCCGACGCCUCUGAUACCCCUGGAUACGAGAGCGAAGACGUUGGACUCGCUCUCUGGGAGCUAAGGGACCGCUCAGGACAAGCUACUUCUUACUACCACAAACUAUCCCCCUCCACCCAUCCAAAGUCCACCCCAGAUGCCUCUCUAACCGCAGACUUGGAAUACCGGCUGCCGGAAAGAGCCCCUGCCUCCGACCCUCCUGCGCCCUUCGCAAUCAAGGGCCGGGCUGGCCUAUCAUUCACCAUGGAUUUUACCGGCCGCAACGAGGACUUUGAAGGGACUCGCCUGAUGCUCUACCAGCUCCGUAUACAAUGUUUCUACCCAUCAGAUAUACCGGGUGUUAUGGAACGGGAUUGGGAAUCCUGCCUGAAAACUGGGGGCGCAGCCGGACGGACGAGGGGUUUUUACUCGGCAAAUAGAAAUGUUUCAUACACCAACAUGCUGCCCGCGAUGGAGGUUGUUGAGGACGAGAUGGCGAUCGCUUUCCUUGAGCUGACACAAGAUGGAAUGGACCUCGUUGUUGCGAUUUGGGAUGAGCCUUAUGGGGGGAAGGUUUUGGAUGGUGCCGUACUGUGACGCCGGAGGUUCAAUAUUGGCUAUGCUCAAGCACAUGGUUGGAGUAGGUAUCCCUAGACAAAAUAAACUAUAUCAUGAAUCGUC
This is a messenger RNA of Tuber aestivum (summer truffle), 2120 nucleotides long. The record is from the annotation of a GenBank genome assembly. NCBI's taxonomy places the organism in Eukaryota, Fungi, Ascomycota, Pezizomycetes, Pezizales, Tuberaceae.